Molecule: messenger RNA, 3032 nt
Organism: Belonocnema kinseyi
Lineage: Eukaryota; Metazoa; Arthropoda; Insecta; Hymenoptera; Cynipidae
Gene: Arfip
Exons: 7
Coding region: 262-1689 (475 amino acids)
Biological process (GO): intracellular protein transport; regulation of Arp2/3 complex-mediated actin nucleation
Cellular component (GO): trans-Golgi network membrane
Molecular function (GO): protein domain specific binding; phospholipid binding
Source: RefSeq, a predicted model, not a curated record
CGGUCUUUUGUAGUAUUCGGAUUAUUAUAGUGAAAGAAAAAACAAAAAGAAUACGCCAGAAACUAGGAGCCUAAGCAAUCCAAUAGCAGUCAAUAAGCACUUGAAAGAAAAAAAGAAAAGAAUACGCUAGAUACCAGAAGCCUAAGCAAUCCAAAAUGAUUUUAGUCGCAACUAAAGACACUGUUUUAUUUUCUGCCAAACAGACAUAGAUACUGUGAUUGGUCCAUCAGCAUGUCGUAGAGAGAUAUUACGCUGACAGGAAUGGAACGAAGUAUUCAUGAAAUGUUAAAGGACGCACCUUCUCUUAAUGAAAGUGACGGUGCAGUUCACAGUGGUUCUCCUCCAGCUCUUACUGAAAAAAAUCGAUUAAGCGAAUGUCAGCCAAGACCAGCGACUAUGAGUUUAACUCUUGAGAGUCUAACAUCAAAAUCUUCACUGAAUAUGAAGGUCAAUCCAUUGAACGUCAUCAGUCUUCUACUCGCCACAUUUCAAUCACUAAAGAUAUCAGAUUCUCCUAUAAAUCAUAAGGAAAAUGAAUUAAAAGGACAUAUUGAAAGCAUUUUGUUACACGCAAUGAACGAGUUCAGUGAUGUUGAAAUGAUUUUUGAGGAGUCUUUAGAUUUUCAUGAACCGUAUAAAGAUAUGAAUGAAGAAAUACGUACAGAUAAGUGUACGGAAGACAGAGAAGAACCUGCAACGGGGAGCACGCCGCGCACAGGUGACACGUCAGGACCAAGUAGGGCUCGAGCCCAGGGAGGUAUCAUACCCCAUGGGAAAACAACUCCUGGAGACAACGACAUGAUAACUAGUACCCGGGAGGAACUGAUUGAAGAAAAUAAUAAGGUGUUAUUUAAAAAGCAAUCCAAAUACUCUACAGCCAAUAUUCUAAUUGCGGGCAUAGUAACGAAAGCAUUAAUAGACAUUGCCACAGAAUUCACCUGCAUUUCAGAGGAAUUUCGGAACGCAAACAAAGAGCGUUUCGUGAGGUAUGGAAGCUUACCAUUAGCAGAUGUGGCCGUUACGGGGCCUAUAGAAGAAUUGGAAACACAAAUAGACCUAUUAAGGGAGACCCAACGGAAAUACUGCAACAUUUUACGAUUAUCUCGAGCCCUAGCGUCUCAUUUUUGCCAUGUAGUUCAAACGCAGCAUGCUCUUGGGGAAGCAUUUUCCGAAUUAGCUCAGAAAUCACCUGAGUUGCAGGAAGAAUUUUUGUAUAAUUCUGAGACGCAAAGAAAUUUAACAAAAAAUGGUGACACGCUCUUGGGGGCCUUAAACUUCUUUGUUUCUUCUGUAAACACACUAUGUAACAAAACAAUUGAGGACACACUAUUAACAGUUAAACUAUAUGAAACAGCCAGAAUAGAGUACGAUGCAUAUAGAACGGAUCUCGAAGCAUUAUCACAGACAGGGAUAGUAGAUGGGAGCAAUAUAGCCAGAUUAGAAGAAGCGCAGGCUAAUUACGAGCAACAUAAACAACAUUUUGAAAAACUGCGUUCUGAUGUUGUCAUCAAAUUAAAAUUUUUAGAUGAAAACAGGAUCAAAGUGAUGCAUAAGCAAUUGCUUUUAUUCCACAAUGCAGUGUCGGCUUACUUUUCGGGCAACCAGUCGGCGUUGGAAGCAACUUUAAAACAGUUCAAUAUAAAAGUGAAGUCACCAAAUUCAGCUUUGCAAUCUUGGCUCGAACAAUAGUCUUUAAAGUAAAGAGUAUAUCAAAAAAUAUACAAUCUUUGAGUGAAAAGAUUUUGUUAAUCGAAUUAUGGAUACACGCAGCUAGUAUUUCAACAUAGUCUAUUGUCACACAAAGAAAUGCUUUUCUUUCUUAAGCACUUGAACAGUUAUAAAGAAGGCCAUUGAAGGACUAAAAUAAGUUAACUAAUUAGUUCUAAGAUAGCAGUAGUCCUUAUUACUUUGGCAGUUCUCGAUCCAAUUUGUGUAUAAUACCUGGAAAUUACCAAAAGUAUGAACCAUUAGUAAGCUUAAAAAUGUGUAGAAGUAUUGUCCACUCGAGACAAUCCAUCAAUAAAAAAGGGACCAAAACGUAAAACGAAAUAUAUACAUGUAUCCAUUUUGACGUGGCCGACAAAUUUUUCUCAUAAAACUUUUUUGUUUCGCGAUUUUAACACAAGACAAACAAAAAAAUAUGAAAUUUUCCCAUCGAAAAUCGAUGUUUUAUAAACCCCAACUCGCGAUCACUCGGCCAUUUUUUUUAAAUUACAAAUGCUUUAAAUUUAUAUAGUGCAUUCCCCAUACAUACGCUAUGACUAGAAGCGACGGGUUGUGUUUAAAAAAUUAUGUUUGUGGUCGUUCAAUCACUGGGAUGUGCUGGAUUGUGUUGACUUUUAUGAAAAAAAUUUGUCGGCCGCGUCAAGAUGAAUUCAAAGGUAUAUUUUGUUUUACGUCUUGUAAGCUUUUUUGUUACCGAUCGGUAUUCCCGAGUUAACAAUACUUCUACGUGUCUUUGAGUGCUUCACGACUUAUUAAAUCAAUUACCUUAAUUCGGAUUACAAACAAAUAUUGACUUAUUAGUUAUUAGGCUAAGAAGGCAUGAUAACGCAACAUAAGCCCAAUCCAGAACACGCCAGGUGCUGGAAGCAUAAUAUCUGCAGCGAAAAACAUUGCUGAAACGCUGCACGAAACGCGUUUUUCUAAGAAUCCAGCAGUCGAUUCGCUCAGAUACUGACCAUGUUUUAAGUAAUUUCAAAAAUAAGGUAAGCUAUUAUUAUUUGUUAAAGGCCUAUUAACAUUGUCUACGCACGAAUUUUUAAAUCGUUCAAUGUUGGUUAUUUUUUUCGGCGAAUCAAAGAAUUGACGCGGGGGGCUGAGCACGCACUUUCACGCAUGAGCUAAAUGCGCACCUCGCGUGGGUGCUGUGAGAUUUUUCGUUAAUGCGUGGUGGGCUGAAAAUUGCCUUUUGUUCCCUAUGGUCGAAAAAAGUUAAAGAAGUGCGCUUUUGGGCGAAAAAAAGCUGGGAUCAUAAUGAAAAGUUUGUAUCUAUAAAAAAAUAAAAUAAACAUUGUACCUUGGAUGACAAA